UGGCUGACCAUGUCGAAGUGAGGAGUGCGCCGACCGAGCUCUCUCCGGUCGUGAGUGAAACUUGGAUAAUUAUCGUUUUUGAGGCUGUAUUACGCCGUCCACGGGCCGGGCCACCUCCCAUGUGCUUCUUUCCCACUCACACGAGCCUGUGGGGACUUAAUUCAUUCGGAUAUCAUCCAUUUUUGACGAAGGUUUCGCCGAUCAAAACCACAUUUGUGUAAAACUUCUCGGGAUGAAAUUCUGAACAUUCCAUUGCACUUACGAGACCCGAGAUACCUGUCUCGCAUCUUUAUCUCGCGGGAGCGAGGGCAAGGCAAAGAGAAAGAGAGAGAGAGAGAGAGAGAGAGAGAAAGGGGUGAAUACGAAAAAAGAGAACAUGAGCGAAUAUGAGUACUAAAUGACGGGAGACGUCUUUUUAAACUUCCACGACGACGGAGUCGUCUGUCAUUGAAGGGUGACGUCACAGCUGAGAACUGGCGUGCAAACACUUGGCGUUUUAAAGUGACACGGGAAAAUAGUGAAAAUAAAAGAUACGAAAAAAAAGAGAGACAAAAUGAUUCUUUCAGCACUUCAGUGUGGUCGUGUGAACUUUGAAAAUCAGUGAAUGUGAAGGAAAAUAAAAGUAGUUUCAGGACUCGGUGACAUGACAUAACGAAAAAAUGAUGAAGGAAUACUUUUACAAUGGCGAGAAGGGCGAAUAUAGUGAUACGUGUUUAAAAUGAAAUGUAGAAUUCAAUCGCUGAAAGUCAGACGGGUUUAGAUUGAUAUUAUUUCCAAGGAGAGAGUGAGGGGGUAGGGAGGAGCGUAGUGACUCAUUUAAUGAAACCAAAGAUGUUACAGUACAAUUUAUAAGAAAAAAUUGAGUUAACGUUAAGUCAUGUCCAGCUACAUAACAUCCACGGCUUUUCCCAGCUGGUACUACCAGCCAGCUGCUGCUGCAGCUGACUCAGGGAGGCCACCGGGAACCAGCAGCUUCAACGCUGAGGACGCCUGGUCCUCCUCCUCCUCGGCAGCAGCAGCAGCAGCAGACGCCCUGACUCACGAGCCAGCGGUGAGCGGAGACAACCCCCCGUGGGCCACCCAUCUGGGAAACGCCUCCAUAGUGGUCGAGGACAGCAAUUCCUCAGACGGGCUGGAAGCCUUGGCCGCCGAGACCCACGGAAUGAACCGCUCCAUCUGGCACGGCUCGCAGAUCCACAUGAGCAUGGACCUGGAAGUCUUCCCAGAGUGGGCGGUGGGGAUGUGGACGGGCGUCCUCGUGUUCCUCAUGGUCGUGGGCGUGACGGGGAACGUGCUGGUGCCCAUCGUCGUCAUGAGGACCAGGGAGCUCAGGUCCUCGACCAACCUGCUGCUGGUGAAUCUGGCCGCGGCUGACCUGCUGGUUCUGUUGGUGUCUCUUCCGACGGCGCUGACAGAACUCCAUUCCAGACCCGAGACCUGGGUCCUUGGGCAACAUAUGUGCAAACUUGUGCCAUUCGUGGAGUACUGUGUGUGCCACGCGUCUGUGCUCACUAUUCUGGUCAUCAGCUUCGAGCGGUACUACGCCAUCUGUCAGCCGCUGCGGGCGUCCUACACCUGCACGAAGAUGAGGGCGUGCACCUGCAUCCUCACCAUCUGGGCAGCUGCUGUGGUCCUAUCGUGCCCAAUGCUGAUCCUAAGCUGGCACGGUUUCGCCAACUACAAGGACGGGUCCAAGGUUCUGGUCUGCAUCACCGACAUGACAACUUUCUGGGCGUGUCUGUACAUAAAUCUGGUCACAGCCGUUUUCUUCUUCGUUCCUCUGGUUCUGCUCAUUCUCCUGUACCUUAUCAUAGGCAGGAGCCUCAUGCAGGAUUCCACUUCAGCUGCCCUUCAGAACCACAAGAUUGAUCUUCCAAACAUGAAAGCUAGGAAACAAGUGGUUGUGAUGCUGGCGACAGUCACUAUAUUCUUCUUCAUAAGCCUCUUCCCUUUUCGAGUGUUCACUCUCUGGAUAGUGUGGAAUCCAAAGGAAGUCAUUGAAGCUGCGGGAGUCUUCAAGUAUUAUUGCAUGCUGUACAGUGCCAGGGCAAUGCUCUUCGCCAAUUCUGCAGUCAAUCCUAUCCUCUACAACCUGACGUCAACCAAAUUUAGAGAAGCAUUCGUCAAACUGCUGUGUAAUGAUCGACGAAGGCAGCUUAGCAGACAGUCCACUUUUAACACGACGGGUACAUCAAUGUCUAACGGUCGCAGUGCGUCCUCUCGUCCAGCAGAUGCUAAUUCCGUCAAAAAGGUAGACCUCGCCUUCUGUGGGAAGGACUCUCCUCUAGUAGACCAUCCCCUGCCUAGACCCAGCAUGGCCCGUUACGGGCGCCAAAGUAGCUUUGCGGGAGCGUAUAAUUAUUCCAGUAUCUCUGGAAACUCUCCAUACCAUUCCAGCAGGCACAGCAGCCGUGUCAAGGAGGGAAGUGUCGAGAGACACCCGGAAACGAGGAGGUGUCGAAGUGAGGAAAAAGGCUGCUCUGCUGAGGGCAAAAGGCUCCUGGAGAACGAGAGGCAGGUAUUCACCCGCAUCCAGGAGGAGAAACCAACAACCAAGGGCUGUUUGAAGUACAACAGCCAACUGAAGGAACAAGAAAAGAUAGUUGCCGAGAUGGAAAAGCUCCUUUCAGAUAUUCCUCACGAAACAGAUGACCAAGACACUCCUCCGGACAGUCCUUCAAGGUCACCGAAAAGCUCUACCAAAGAGGCUACACCUGAGGAGGCCAAAUCAUCAGGAGAAGCCAACGAUGAAGAGCAUCAUGACACUAUAGAAAACGAAGACUCAGAAGUCCAAGAAGAGAUAGAAAACGGCAAUGCUGAAACGAUCGUUGUUAAUGAAAAUGGAAAUUCUGAAAUUCUAGUUGUUAGAGAAAACGUAAAGACGGUGCUCUUUUGUGAGAGCCUGAGUACAAAAAUCAGCCUGGUGUGAUAACAUCACAAUGUUUUAAAAGUGUAUAUCAAUGGAGGCUAUGUAUGGUUUAAUGUAAGUAUCUAUGUCAGUCUAAAUAACAUUUGGACAUGUGCUGAUGAAGACGAUGCGUUUUCAGAUCUUAAGUGUUUGGUAACAGGUAAAAGUACCACCAUACGGAAAACAGAAGAAUGAAACAGUAUUCUUGAAUACAUCUCCUUGUUCUUUGACAAACUUUUAUCUGUAAUAUAUUCAGAUUAUUCCUCAAUAUUUCCAUUAAACUAUGCUGUAAACGAAUACUCCAGAGUCUAGUCUACCAGGGUAAUCAUUUGGGUGGACCCGCCUUUGUCUCGCAAGACAGAUGGGUCAUUGAAAAAAAAAAAAAAACUAAGGGCAUUUACGCACAGGGAAUAUCCAUCGAAGAAAAAAAGGAAAUCAUAGACAUGUACCUGCCAUAAUAAAAGAAAAAAAAAAUCUACUUAAUUCAUACAAUUCAUCUCCGGUUGAAUUUGUCUCUUGCCAAAUUAAACCUAUGAUAAUUCUACACUCCAACUCGUCACAUACAUAAACACUAUGUAU
Macrobrachium nipponense is the source of this 3487-nucleotide messenger RNA. Its product is annotated as neuropeptide SIFamide receptor-like. Gene Ontology annotation, biological process: G protein-coupled receptor signaling pathway. Gene Ontology annotation, cellular component: plasma membrane. Gene Ontology annotation, molecular function: G protein-coupled receptor activity. The coding region runs from base 878 to 2929 and encodes 683 amino acids. Lineage: Eukaryota; Metazoa; Arthropoda; Malacostraca; Decapoda; Palaemonidae. The record is from RefSeq and is a predicted model, not a curated record. The transcript is spliced from 7 exons.